GUCUACAUCUGCAGACUCCAUGGAGCCGGAGAGAGCUGCCGUGUAGCUAGUUUAAUAAUUAAAAAAGAAAAGUAAGAGUGAGCCUUCUCAGAAGGACAUUUGAUAUAUAGUGGAAAUACAGUUGUGGAAGAUCUAUAUAAUGCAAGCUCGUCAAGCACCAAAUGAACAGCAAAAGGAUUUUCCUGUUGAACCACCACCUUGUUCUAGCCCUUUCACCGCUGAAUAUAAUGGACGUCAUUACAAUUGGAGAGGAAUUGGUCCAGGACAGAGGUCAAUCGUCAUUUCUGUGUAUGACUCAAGAACUGAGCAGUGGAGCCUCUUGCCCACCACUGGACCUCCACCCCCUGGAGAGUGGGGUGGUCGCUCUGUUUGCGUAGGUCGUUACCUGUACACCUUUGGUGGUGGUGAUGGGUCUUCUUGGCACAAUGACAUGUACAGUCUUGAUCUUGAGAGACUCCAUUGGACCAAAGUUCAAACCUCUGGCAGUCAGCCUAUUAAAAAAUUUGGUUGUGGACUUAUCAGCGUUGAUGAGAGAACUCUGUGCUGCUCAGGAGGACACGGUAUUGGCCCCACACAACCAGGAUCAACAUUUACCAAAGACACACGAUACACUGAUGGAAGUGGAUGGACAAAUGAGUUCCAUCUGUUUGAUGUUCAAACUGGUGUCUGGUCGUCCCCUGAACUCAAAGGAGAGAGACCUCCUCCCUGUGCCUACUUCACGUUCACCAAGGUGGACAGGCACAGGGCGAUCUUCUUUGGAGGGAGACAACCUGACCAUAGGGUCAACAAUGUCUACGUGUUCAACUUCAGUAACAUGGAGGUCACUAAAGUGGAGCCAGUACAGGGAGAGCCAUGGCCAGUGGGAAUGUCAGUACCUGCUGCCUGCUGUCUGAAGUACGGGGAGGACCACCCUCAACUACUUGUGUACGGAGGAGUAGAUAAUGACAAAAAAGCGUUGGGGGAUAUGUGGAUACUUAAUGUUGACACUGGAAAGUGGACAGAGUUCACACCUUCUGAGUCAGUUCAACCACGGUACAACCACUCCACCACUGCCAUCAGUCUGGGACCAGCACUCAUUGAGGUCCUCGUGUUUGGAGGCCGUCGGGAGUGGUUGGGAGUUAGCAUUGCAGAGACAACUAUACUGAGAUUUGAAUUGACUGGACCCUCGCCUGGAAAGUGGGCUCUCGUGGAUGUUGCCUACAACGACACUAGAGGCUCCGCUCAGCGACUGGGAGAGAAGAGGAUAAUCAGACGAGCAACUGCUCGUGCCUCAUUAGUCAUGGAGACCAGCAACUACUCCUCUCAAUACCGGGUGAGGGCUUUGGAACAACAGCUACUAGCAUCAGAGCAGAGAGAGCAGGACACUCAACAUCACUGUGAACUACUGUUGCAAGGAAAGGAUCGAGAAUUGGCUGCUCAAGGUCAAGAAUUGACUGCAAAAGAUCGAGAAUUAGCUGCUGAACGUCGAAAUUUGGCUACAAAAAAACGUGAAUUGAUAGAGGCCAACCAUCACUGUACAGAUGCUGAGAGACAACUCAGAGAAUCUCAACAAACAGUCCAAGAUGCCAACAGGAGAGAAGCUGACCUGUAUGCUCAAAUCACAGCUCUCAGGGUGGAGUUAGAAGGCAAAACAAAAGAGUUGGCAGCACACAACACAGAGGUGUGGAGGAUUCCAGCCAGCAGAGUAAGAACCAUGAGAACAAUUGGUACUGGAGGGUGGGGGGAGGUGCUGGAGGGAACUGUGAAGGUGGCCGUCAAACGACUCUUUGCUGCCAUUGUCAAUCUACGCAAUCUGGAGAGACUCCAGAGAGAAAUGAGGCUCUUGGCUGAAGUACGGCAUCCCAACCUGGUACAGUUCAUUGGGGCAGUGUUUGACCAGUCCCCUCCUCUCAUCAUCACCGAGCUUUUGGACAUGAAUCUUCGACAAGCGUACGAGAUGAAUCAACUAGUACCAGGAAACCGCCUCUCGAUCUUCAUUGACAUUGCCCAAGCUCUGGACUACUUGCACCAGCGCUACGAGCCUAUCAUCCAUCGUGAUGUGAGUGCUCCCAACGUCCUCCUCCAGCAAAUGCCCAACCAUCAGUGGAAGGGGAAGGUCUCUGACCUCGGAUCAGCCAACUUUCUACAGCAGGCUCAGACGAUGGGAGAGGGGGCCAUAAUCUACUCUCCUCCUGAAGUCAUCCCUCAAGCUGCAGAUCCAUUUAAUCCCCCUCUAAGGCAGUCUGUCAAGAUCGAUGUGUACAGCUACGGCAUUGUCCUCUGUGAGGUGAUCGCUAGUCGAUUCCCAAGUGCUGAACAUUAUCGAGAGAUGAUUCUCCAAGUACAGAGAGAGCGACCCAUUAUGUGUGAGCUGAUUGUCCGCUGCACUAAGAGAGACCCCAAUGAUCGACUCAGUAUGGCACAGGUGCUCGUGGAACUGAACAAAAUUGUACCUUUUUAAUAGACCAAAAAAUAGAUGUGUGUUAAAAAAAGUUCGAUUUGCAUUACGUGUUGUAUUGUAUCAGGAGCAGA
Messenger RNA from Halichondria panicea, 2511 nucleotides. RefSeq lists its product as uncharacterized. Lineage: Eukaryota; Metazoa; Porifera; Demospongiae; Suberitida; Halichondriidae. The transcript is spliced from 6 exons. Bases 140 to 2440 code for a protein of 766 amino acids. The record is from RefSeq and is a predicted model, not a curated record. Gene Ontology annotation, biological process: protein phosphorylation. Gene Ontology annotation, molecular function: protein binding; ATP binding; protein kinase activity.